Molecule: messenger RNA, 9756 nt
Organism: Coregonus clupeaformis (lake whitefish)
Lineage: Eukaryota; Metazoa; Chordata; Actinopteri; Salmoniformes; Salmonidae
Product: proline-rich protein 12-like
Exons: 15
Coding region: 829-8361 (2510 amino acids)
Source: RefSeq, a predicted model, not a curated record
CGCGUGUAUUUGAGCGACGUGAGCUAGGGGAGGGAGAAAAGAGAGAGAGACAGCCGCCUUCAAAAAUGGCGUCUUCCGAGGAAAAUGACAAAAAAUAUUAAAAACGAGGCCUACUUUUCGUCUUCAUUGAUUUUCGGAAUUUAGAUUAUGGUUUCCAGACAUCGCGAUAUCGUCGUCAUCAUUAUUUUCUAAUGUAAAAAAGAGAAGGAAUGGUAGAAGGCUAUAUAAAUAGCAACCCAGUUUUAUUUUGAUGCGUCGACAGGGCUAGCUAGCUAUAUACUAGUAGCAUCUGCUAGCUCACAACAAUUUCAGAAUGGGAAGGCAUUUUGCAUGCUAAAGAAAUCACAAUUACUGUUAUAUGAUAACUUAUCUUUUGAUACUGUUUGCAACAGUCGUGAGGUAUCGAUGGUAAUCUUUUCAGUCGCGGAUCGCGGCAUUUACUCUAGUUAAAAUAAAGGGGAUGAGAUACGGCAGGAAAGGAUGCGUUUGAUCAAAUGUUUCUCUGCAAUUUAUCGAUAAUUUAUCAUGAUCGUGCAUAGCGUCGUUGCAAUUUGGCAGUUGUGGAAAUGAUAUUUGGAGAAAGUGUAGGACAGGAGAGACUGAUUAUUGGAGGUGGUUGGAGUACACCCCCAGACCCCCCUUUUUUGUCCAGUUUUCUCCUCCCCUCCAUUUCUCUUUCAAUAUGCUGUUUUCCAAUCCAGAGGAUUUGCUUAUGAAACGGGGUAAAUAGUCUAAAAUCGAUCACGGGGAAGACGGAUACCCCAAUUCUGUGAAAAUUCCUACUACUCGGUGCUUUCGUCCUUGUCACACAUUUUUCAUAAAUGCAAAAUGGAUAGAAAUUACCCGGGAACAGGGUUCGGUGAUUUGGGCGCAGGAGCGGGAUGGAGUUAUGAGAGAUCGGCGAAAGCAAGUCUCGUCUAUGGAAGUUCCAGAUCAUCACACCCUGAGUCGGAGCUUCUCCAUCGACAAGCCUACGGCACUCCCCACCCUCUGCAGGGCUAUGCCACCAAUCACCACCCGGGCAGCUCUGGCCAAGGCGGGGCUUGGGGAGCAGGUCGGAGUUUGGGUCUCUCUGGACUAUUUGAAACCGGCCUGCACCAUGCCAGCCCCUCUGGCCCAGACGCUUCGGUGAUGAACCUGAUCUCCGCUCUGGAAUCCCAGCGGGGUCCCCAGGCUCCCCCCUCUGCCUCCUCCCUCCUCUCCCAGUUCCGCACGCCGUCCUGGCAGACAGCAAUACACACCCCGGCCCCUGCUGAGCUCUUCAUCUCCGGGCCCCUCCCCGGCUCGGGCUCCUUCACCUCUUCCUCGGCCCUGUCGGCCUAUCAGCACCCGGCCUCCUUCUCCAGCCGCUCCUUCCCCACCCUCCAGGACACGCCCACGUUCAACUCCACCUCCAAUGGACUCCUCUCCCCCCACGACCCUCUGUUGCACAUCAAGGGUCCCUCUCAGUCCAGCCUGGGCUUUGACCGCCUCCUAUCCUCCCAGGGCGCCGCCACAGCCUACCGGGGCGGCCAGGAUCCCACAGGUGCCUCGUCGGCCCAGGCCUCAUCAGCGCGGCACCUCCAGUCCCACCAGUUCAACCUGCUGUCCUCUCAGCUGCAGGACCAGUCCUCCCAGUUGUACAAUGCCUCAGUGUUCUCCUCGGCCCAGGCUCAGGUGCAAGCCCAGGCUCAGGCCCAGUCUAACUCGAUCCAAGAGAGGGCUGUGCCUCGGCAGGACAGUGUGAUCAAGCACUACCAGCGGCCCACGCCGUCCCAGUCCCAGCUCUCCUCCUCGGCGGCCCACUCCCUGCAGCACUACCUCAGUUGCGGCGGGGCUGGGUACCAGCAGAUCGCCCACCACAGGCAGGCCGGCCUCUCUUGCAGCCCCCUGGGUGACCAGAGCCCCUCCUCAGACCACAAGGCCUCUUCCCGGACGGAACAGGUGUACCGGCCCAUCAUCCAGCCCCCCUACUCGAUCUCCACCCCUUCUUCAGCAGCAGGGAAGGGCGCCAAGAGCAACUCCAGCAGCGGCUACUCCUCGGCCAACUCGGCAUCCUCCUCCCGCACCCCUCACACGCCCCCUUCUGCGUCCUCCAGCUCUUCAACAACCUCCUCUUCCUCCUCUGCCUCGGGAGCCCACCCCUCCAACUCACUCCCCCCCUCCAGCUCCAGCUCGGCCCCCUCUAGACAGCAGCCUCUCCCUCAGAGCACUCCAGCUCCCCAGCAGCAGCCCCCUCCUACCUCAUCCACAUCUGCCCAGCAACCUUUAACUAAGCACAGCCUCUCGGGCUACGGCUCACCCGUGCCCCCAGUGAAAACCCCCGCUGCCGCCCUCACAGGCCAAACCCCGCCACAACAGCAGAACCAGUCAUACUCGCCCAGCCAGCCCCCUCCCUCCCACCUCCCCCAGUCGUAUGGUGGCUUCAGCUCCCCUCAGGCCCAGGACCUGAGCUCAGCCGGGGGAAGAAAAGGCUACGGGAGCCUGGGAGGGCGAAGCCAGUUGUACUCGGCGGAUGUGGUCUACGGGGCUGACUCUGCCUAUGGGUCCCUCCCAUCCUCUCUGGGCGGCGCGGGAUGUCCAUCGCUAGGUUACGGCCCAGGCCACUCCCCCGCCCUUUUACAGUCGAGCGGGUCGUCGGGGGGCGGAACCUCAGGAGGCGGUGGUAGCAGCAGCGCAGUAAGCGGGAACUCCGGCUCAGGAGGAGCCGGGAGCAGUAUGGCCAAUGAGAGAGGAGGUGGUGCCGGAGGAGGGUCUUACCAUAUCCCUGAGUCUAGCCCCUCCCCGUCGGCCAACUCUGGGAUCAUCCGUCCAGGGUUGCACUCCCCCGCCCCUGCCUGCCCCACACAGUCCCCGGGAGGAACGGGCUCCAACAAAUACAUCUCCUCGGUCCUCUCCCCCACUUUCAUGUCCUCCCCUCAGGGCUACCCCGACAGCAGAGCCCCCCCCGACACCAGAGGCCCCCGGUCCCAGCCCCAGUCCUACCAUCCCACCUCCAACAAAACCAAGUCCGACCCCAGCAGUAUGCUAGGUGUGGGCUCCCAGAGGUCUCAAGAGGACGUGGAUGACGAUGACGACUUCUUGAUCCAGCACCUUCUCCAAGCCCAGGCCAGUCCCACACCCCAGGCAUCCCACCACCACUCCCAGCAGCAACAACCUCAACAGAAGGUCCAACAACAGGCACCUCUGCAGCCUGUCCCCUCUACCACGGACACCGGCAAAGGGCUAUUGUCCUACGAGCUGGGCAAGAGCUCUGAGGAGAGGUACCACCUCCAGAGCGUCAUCCGCACCCACAGCGCCACCUCCAGCGCCGGUGCCGGAUCGGGAGGGGCGGUCACGGGCCUAGACAGCCAGCUGGAGAUGUCUCUCAAGAAACAGCAACAUCCACAACAGCAACAACAACCAAGGAAUGACAGCGAAGGCGGUGGCAGGAGUGGUGGUGGAGGAGGAAGAGGAGGCGCCGAGCAAAGCCACCCCCACUUACACCACCACGACUCCCUGGGGUCGGUGGUGCACUACGGCCGGGGCGACCCGUACUCCCAGCACUCCCUGGGCCCCCAACACUCCCACCCGCAGCAGCACGCCGCCUCCCACACCCACCUUCAGUCCCACACUCACAUGGAGCUGCAGAAGAAUCCACAAGAGCGCUCAGAGCUGGUGUACCCACGCAAGACCCCUGAGGUCCAGCAGCAGCACUCUCAAUCCUCUGCCUCCCUCAUGGAUUCCCCCACGGACCAGUCCCACCAGCCGCCCCACCUGCUCCAGUCUGUGCUGUCUCACACCACUCGCAACAAGAUGGAGCCCCAUCAGCAGCAGCAUUCAGUGAGCCAACAACAAGCUAUGAUGGAUGGAGCUGGAGGGAGAAUGGGCGCUGGCAAACACCAGUCUCAGACCCAGCAGGCCUCCCAGCUUCAGCUACAACUCCAGUCCCAGGCUUUGGAGGUCACAGCGGCGGCCGCUCACUACAACCACGGACCUCCUCGGCAGGACCAGAGCCAGUCCAAGCAACAACAGCAAAGCUCGGUGGUGUCCUCCCUGGACAUGCUGGAGUGCUCGCUCUCCCAGACAUCCAGUGCGGACGGAGGGGGAGUGGAGGAGAGGAGAGGAGGCGGAGGAGGUGGUGGAGGAGGGGGAAGAGGCGGCGGGAGCGCAGAGUGCCACAGGCAGCAGCAGCAAGAGCAGCAGAGGCUCUCGGCCCAUCACCCUCAACACUCCGCCUCGGAGCUCCACUCGUUCCUCUCUGAGCCCGACAUGGGCUUAUCUGCCCCUUUGCACGUGCACCACCUCCCCCAACGCCAUCAACAUCCCAACUCCCACCACCAGCAAAGCCACUCGGUGCACCACCCCCACUCCCAUGGCCACGCUCACCCCCAGUCUCACACUCACCCUCAGCCCCUUCCCUCCACCCACUCCCAGCAACAGGAGUCCCAGUCCCACCCGUCCCAGCUCACCCCAGGCCAGCAGGUCCAAAUGGACCAGCAUCAGCGCACCGAGCAGCACCCGUUCGACACGGUCAGCCCUGUGGAGAAAAGCUGUGGCCAGCGCCAGCAGAGCCAGAACCGCUUUGUCACGCUCACCUCUAUCUGCUUCCCGGACUCGCUCCUGCAGGACGAGGACCGCUCCUUCUUCCCUGGCAUGGAGGACAUGUUCUGCUCAGACGACUUCUCCAAGUCGAGCUGUGCCGGAGAAGGCGCAGGCCCAGGGCAGGAGGAGAUGAACCAGGAGGGACCAGGAGGGGGCCAUGAGGAGCCCAUGAAGGCUAAUUCAGGAGGAGGAAGUGGAGGGGGAAGCGGAGGAGCCGGGUACGAAAUGCUGGGCCACCACGGCGGCGACCAGGGAUAUGGGCAGUACUGCCACGGGCUUUCCGAGUCCGGAAACCGCACCCUGGACCUGGACUCUCUCAAGACACAUGAGCUGCCCUCCACCGUUAACACGGCGCAGCUGGGCCUGAUCCAGUCCUCAGGUUCAGGCGCGUGCACCGGUGGAGCUGGCGCCGGCCCCGGAGGCCUCACCUCGCCCAUCUUCUGCUCGUCGCGCCCCAAGAAGCUCCUCAAGUCGAGCUCGUUCCACCUGCUCAAGGAGCGCCGAGACCCCAACACACUGCCCAAAAAGAGCUACGCGCAGGAGUAUGAGUUUGAGGAUGAUGAGGACAAGGACAACCAGCCGGCGGACAUCCGUCUGAACAGCCGCCGGCUCCCUGACCUCCUCCCCGACCUGGUCUCCAGCUGCCGUAAAACAGGAGGUGGAGGUGGGGCCGGAGGAGGAGGCACGCUCAGCCCCCUCAUGGGCGACCUCGACUACUACCACUCGUCCGGCUACCCCUCCCUCUGCCCCCCUCCCCAGCUCCUGCCGCAGGACGGGCCCAAGAAGAGAGGCCGCAAGCCCACCAAGCCAAAGAGAGCAGGGCCUCCUAGGCCCAGGGGUAGGCCUCGCAUUCGCCCGCAUCCCGAGCAGCACGCGCCCCGCGGAAUGAUGGGCGGUGAGAUGGGAGAAGGAACCGAAGCAGGAAGGGGGUAUGGAGGAGGAAUUGAGGGCAAACGGAGCAGGGGCCGUGGCGGCGGAGGCCGAGGGAGAGGGAGGAGAGACGACAUGUUCAUGGAGAUAACUGGGAAGGAGCAGAUGCAGCAACACCACCUUAAUCGGCAACAGCAUCAACUCCACCACCAGGCUCCACAGCAUCAGGAGCCCAUACCACAUCUCAAGAUCAAACUGCCCAUCGGCUCCAUGUCCUCUUCCGAAGUCCUGCUGAGGACAGACUCUCUGUCCGGCACGGACCCCGCUCUGUCAGACGGCUCGGUAGGGUCUGCUCCCUCCCUUGGCCUGAGUCCUGGACCCCUGUGCGGAGGGGCAGACUCCAACAGGACCCAGGACAAGAGCAAGCAGAAGAUCCAGAUACAGAGUGACGGAGUGGAUGGCGAGGGGAUGGAUGGAAGGAGGGAUGAGAAAGCGGGCUGCAUGGCCACCUUCAUGGACUUCCUCAAGUCGGGAAAGAGACCUCCGGGCUUGGAAAUGCCCCUGGGAAUGGAAUCAGGAAAUGGUGACGCCUCCCCUCUCAAAUCUGAAGGGCUCCGUCCCUUGUCCCCAGCACCCCCUCCAACACUGCCCCCACCUUCUUUCGGCGAGGGCAAGGGCAACAGCGGCCUGGGGGGCUGCCCCAGCCCCUGCAAGCGCACCCUGGACGACGAGCUGAAGAGGAACCUGGAGACGCUGCCCUCGUUCUCCUCAGACGAGGAGGAUUCGGUGGGCAAGAACCAAGACCUGCAGAAAAGCAUCUCCUCGGCCAUCUCGGCUCUCUACGACACGCCGCAGCUGGCCUCGCUCCAGCCGCCCCCGCCUUCUCCCCCAUCCCAGUCCCAAGACCAACCCAGCCAUGACCCACUCACACCGACCGCCCUGCAGCCGCCCGCCCUCAGCCCCCAACUCCCCUCACACAACCCUCACACCCAGCCCCAGGCAGCCGAGCCGGCCGUACUACAGCGAGAGGACCAGGAGAUGGAGGAGAAUGAUGAGGAGGAAGAGAGGAAGAUGCGAGGAGGGGGUGAUGAUGAGAGUGAAGUGAAUGAUAUUGAAGAAGAGGAGCCAGAGUUGGAGAUACUUGGUGCACCCAGAUUGGAAGCCUCUGCCCCAGAGUCCCCAGUGGCACCAGCCGCGCCCCCACCUCUCUCUGCCUCCCCCGCUCAAUCAUUCUCUCCCUCUCCCCCGCCUUCCCCCUUACUUCUCCUCUCUCUCCCUUCAUCACCCCUGCCCCCACAAGAGGCGGCACAACAGCAGAAGCAGUCCCAACCUCCGAGCCCCCUCCCUCCUUCCAUUCCUUCCCCUCUUCCUCCUGCUCCCGCCACCCUCCCUCCCUCCUCCCCGACUCCUCCUUCCUCCCCUCCCCCGGCCUCCGAUUCCCCCUCACUGGAGCUCCCCGCGUCCCCGGAAGAUGCUCCCGCCCCUCAGGUCACCUCUCUGCAUGUGGCCCAGAAGCAGGAGGACGCUGCCAUCGCUGGAGAGAGCGAGGAUGACGAGAGCGAGAGCGGAGGGGAAGGCAUUUUCCGAGAGAGGGACGAGUUUGUGGUGCGCGUAGAAGACAUCGCAACAAUGAAGCUUGCCCUGAAGACCGGUCGAGAGCCUCCCCCCAUCUGGAGGGUGCAGAAAGCCCUGCUGCAGAAGUUCAGCCCCGAGAUCAAGAACGGACAGAGGCAGUUCUGUGCCACCAGCAAUUAUCUGGGCUACUUUGGAGACGCCAAGAUGCGGUACCAGCGCCUGUACGUCAAGUUCCUGGAAAACGUCAACAAGAAGGACUACGUGAGAGUGUGCUCUCGACGACCAUGGCACAGACCAUCCGGACUGAGGCAACAGGCCCUUCCCAAAAUGGCUUCCCCGCCUCUCACCACCCAGACCCCGCCUCGAGCUGAGAAGGAGGAGAGGGAGCAGCGAGUGGCAACGGCACGAGAGCCAGUGCAGCGUAAGCCCAGGGAGAGAACAAGGGCAAAGAACGAACUGCGAGAAAAAGAGAAGGCGGCUGCGGUGGUGAAAGAGGAGUGGGAGAAAGAGAAGCAGAGAGAGGAGAAGGAGAAGAGGGUGCAGCCAUCUCAGAAGCCUGAGAAACGGGCCGCCACAGUGGCAACGACGGAACGAGGGAAGGGGAAGGAGAAGAAAGGGGGAGUGGAGAAAGGGAAGAAGGUAGAGCGGCCUCCCAAGUUGAAGCCAGCAAAGGUCAAGGCGGAACCGCUUCUGAAAAAGAGGAAGUGGCUGAAGGAGGUCCCCUCGUCGUCUGAUUCCGACUCAUCCGAGGAGGCAGCCAGCGAGGAUGAGAUGACAAUGCAAGGUGGGGUGAACAACCGGGCCAUGCGGGAGAUGUUCAGGAGCUAUGUGGAGAUGCUGGUCAGCACGGCCCUGGACCCCGACAUGAUCCAAGCCCUGGAGGAUACAGACGAUGAGCUGUACCUCCCUGGGAUGAGGAAGAUUGACGGCAUCAUCGUGGAACAGAAGAGGAGACUGAUAAGGAGAGUCAACAUGAGUACUCAGCACCAGGAGGCACUGCACACGUACCCUCAGAUGGCGGCGGACCCCCUGGACUCAGGAGCUGUGAGGAUGCGGCUCAGUGGGGAGGGCUACAACCGCAAGACCCUCAACAGAGUCAAGAAGAGCCUACCCAAACCACAGGACCUUAAACUGUCAACAGAAUCCUGUCGGAUCUACAGCCUCUAUCAUUCACUGCAUCAUUAUAAAUAUCAUACUUUCUUACACUGCAAGAAAGAGACCAACACUAUAGAGCAGGCAGCUGAGGACCCUGGGCAGGAGGAGGUGGUGCAGCAGUGUAUGGCCAACCAGGGCUGGCUGGACACGCUCUUCAACUCCUUCAUCGAGCUGCUCACGCUCAGCGCCAAGGCCUGAGAGACAGACAGAGGGGAUGGAAGACAGAAAGAAAAGGGAGAGCGAAAUAACAAAAGGCACAGAAACUAGGCCCCAGGAAUGGUGAGGUGGGCGAACGAGGGGAAACAAGGUAAUGGAGGCCCCAUCCCACCUGGAGUCGUGUGGGUCCGACGGACAACUUGAAAGGCCACACUAGGAACAAGAGGGUCGGUAGGUGUGACCUUGGAGAGUGACCUCUCCUUAGUAAUUCAAUGACUAAAAUAUAGAAAUGAAUUGACUUGACCUUGAGAAGGGAUGAUGACCCCACAGGAGCUGGGGUUGUUCCUGAUUGGUCAAGAGAUGAGACUGACCAAUCAGGAGGCAAAGACACCUAAGGCAGAAGGAGGAGCUAUUGCACCAAGUCACGGUGGAUUGUCUUACAGACAUUGUAAAACCUGUGCGUCAAAAAACGUUUUAGAGAAUCUAUUACUGUUUUGUUUUUACAUAAAUUAUUUGUUUUUAAACAUUGUGUUAGAGGAGUGCAGUGAGUGAUGUGAAUAUAUAUGGGCUUGUCUGUGGAAAGGAUGCAACAUAACGGUGUUAAUUCUCACUCGUUCUAUGCGACAGUAGGCGGCGGCACCGGUGAACUAUGUGAUAGUAUAUAAACACAUUUUAAUUAUUUAUAUGAGGAGGUUUUUUAACAAACUCUCACAAGUGCUGGGAUGCCGCUUUUAGCAUUUUCAUUAACAUUUUUCAAAGGUUAAACGUUGUACAUACACGCACAUAUCCAAGCUGUCUUCCUUUUUUCUCUGAUACAAAAGAUGGGUGGAUGAGAUGGAAACGUGGCAUCAACUAUGUCUGUAAAAGGAGCGAAUGGGAGAGUAUAUUUGAAACCGACAUUGUAGUGCUUUAGUUAAUCAGAAUCAUGCAGGUGCAAAGAGAAAGAAACAUCAAGUUCCCUUACAGGAAUGGUUAUAAAUUAGUAAUAUUUAAGGAGGAAAUGGUCAUUUCAUUUUUAUCAGUUUGAUGUUUUGCAUAUUACUAUGACUUAUUUUGGGUGGAAAAAUAUAUUUUCCUUGUUAAGAAAGUCUGUGUAAAUAUUGUACAUUUCUUGACAAAUCUUUGUUUAUACAUUAGAUACUCAGCGAAACGUAUUGCUGCGAGCAGCGCCGCAGAUAUUGAGAUGAGCGAGAUGCAAGACUUCUGUCACAGUCACACACAGUAUCUGCGCAUGUGCACGGGUUCCUUCAGACUGUUGUAGCGUGGUAGCCACGGGACCAAAACAGCGGGGAAGUUGAGCCUCGCGCUUCAAUGCUCUUAGUAGUUGCGGAAAUUGACCCACUAUGCUGUUUACUUUCUGCAUCUACGUCAUAUCGCUGAGUCUACAUUAAAUAACUCUCCUGUAUUUGAAAGACAAAUAAAGACUGCAAAGAACAA